This is a messenger RNA of Closterium sp. Yama58-4, 1143 nucleotides long. NCBI's taxonomy places the organism in Eukaryota, Viridiplantae, Streptophyta, Zygnematophyceae, Desmidiales, Closteriaceae. The record is from the annotation of a GenBank genome assembly.
AUGGCGAAACCUUCGCAAACAAGAGGAGUCGUCCUCGCAAUCUUCGUUACGAUCAUGGCGUUACAAGUGAUCCACGUGGCGGCUGUGGCGAAUGUGACUUUAACGAGCAUCACGCUGCACAAGCACAUCAACUGGGUGUUCCUUCCCCAGGUCUACCUCCUCUGCGCGGAUGGUAACCGCUCCGACCUGCCCUUCUCUCCACCGCUCAACAUUCAAGUGAACCUCACGGGGAAGGAGGACUGGCAGCCCCUAUUCCCAAUGGACAGCGGCAGCUGCAAGUCGUGCGGCAUGUACGAGAAGGGGUGGAUAGCAGACAGCCCCUACCUGCUCUUCCCGCUCUGCGAGUCCAACUUCUCAGCCCCCAAGGGCCACUCUCCUGCGCCCGGUGCUGCCGGUUUUGGCGAGCUCCUACUGGCAGACCCAAAGAGGAAUUUGGAGUUUGUUCUGUCAUGUCCUGCUUGUGUGAGGGACUUGGAAAUGAGCACAGGCGAUGCUCCCACAGUUCUUGCACCUCAAGGCUUGGGGGUGGUGGUGUGGGUGAUAGCAGGCGUGGCAGUAGUGGGUGUGCUUGUACUGCUCAUCACAUCCAUGGUCUACAUCACUAAAGGCGGCGAUCAGAUUCUCGACGAAUCGGAGCGUGCCAACAUCGACCGCUUCGCAGCCUUCACGCCUCUCCGCAUUCGACGCUCGCGUACCCUCGCUAUAGUCACACCUGUCAUGCUCCACGCUAUGGCCGCUCCCCAAACCAUUUUCCGUCUCGCGUUCUCCCGCGCAUCGCCCGGAUCUGCCUCCGAGAUCGCCGGAACCGCGUUCCGAUGCUUCGCCGCGAAGGCCGGAGGCGAGAAAUCAUCAUCAGCGGGAAAGACGGGAGGCGAGAAGCCGAAGACGACGCGGAAAUCGAAAGACGACAGUCCUAAGCGACCUAUGUCGGCGUAUAUAGUCUUUGCGACUCAUGAGCGACCUAAAGUGAUUCGCGAGAAGCCCGACUUAGCCUUCGCCGACAUCGGCAGGGUCAUUGGCGAACGGUGGCGAAACCUCUCAGUUAAUGACAAGUUGAAGUACGAGCAACUGUCACAGAAGGACAAGGUGCGAUAUGCUGCUGAGCUGGAGGCCUACAACAAGGCCAAGGCUGCAGAGAAAUAG